CCCGCCUGCCGCGCUCCGUGCGCGGGCGGCGCCCGGCGCUCCCGGCGCCCUGACGGCGGCUGGGCCGGUCAUGGAGCGGCUGCAGGUGGAGGCGGAGGCCCUGGAAGAGUACGCGGAGUACCGGCGAAUUGUAGGUGAUGAUGAUGGAGGAAAGCUCUUUACUCCUGAGGAAUAUGAGGAGUACAAAAGAAGAGUACUACCAAUUCGAUUACAGAACAGGUUGUAUGUGAGCUGGAGAUCACCAACUGGCAUGGACUGUAAGCUUGUGGGACCAGAGACACUGUGCUUUUGUACUCACCGGUAUAAACAACACAAAACAGACUAUGAAGUGCUUCCCAAAGAGCGUCCUAUUUGUGUGCCUUGCAGAGUGAGAUGUUGUCCAUGCCAGUCCUACCACUAUGUCCCUCUGAAUGGCACCCAGCCCAUCCGCUGUAGAUGCAAACACUUUGCUGACCAGCACAGUGCAGCACCUGGAUUUCCAUGUAACUCUUGUUCCAAGUGUUCAGGCUUUCAUAGUUGCUUUACUUGUGCAUGUGGUCAGCCAACAUAUGCUCAUGAAACAGUUGUGGAAACCAAAGAGGAGCGCUUGGCCCAAGGAAAGCCUGUGGGGCAGGAUGUUCCUUAUGCUGCUAUGGGAGGACUGACUGGUUUUAGUUCCCUAGCAGAAGGCUACAUGAGACUUGAUGACAGUGGAAUAGGUGCUCCUUCUGCUGAACUUUUAGCAGCCCCUGUUACCAGCAUGGAUCAUCCAUUUCUAAAAGCAUUUCAGGGGCCUUCUAGUUCUGCUCAAACCAUCUCACAGAGAGCAGGUAGUUCAAGUGCCACAGGGCAAAUUUCUCAUGGAAAACCUUCAGAAGAAGAUGACAUGGCUUACUUUGAAAAACGUUAUCAAGAACGGCUGAAAAUGGAGAAAGCUGCUAAACGGAGAGGGAAAAGUCCAGUGCCAUCAAAGAAGCCAUGAGAUUAAUAAAUAAAUAAAUAUUUAUUAUUUGGCACACUGCUCAGAUUGCAUUGAGUAUUUUUCUCUGUGCCUACCUGCAUACUUCUGCUUAUUAAUUUAUUUAUUCUUAUUUAUUCUGUUGUUUUGUUAUUUUGCUGAAAUUAAUUUUUAAUUAUCUUGUUAUAAUAAAAUUGAUUCUUUAAUCAA
Messenger RNA from Pseudopipra pipra, 1147 nucleotides. RefSeq names its product family with sequence similarity 221 member A (gene FAM221A). Bases 71 to 961 code for a protein of 296 amino acids. Lineage: Eukaryota; Metazoa; Chordata; Aves; Passeriformes; Pipridae. The record is from RefSeq and is a predicted model, not a curated record. The transcript is spliced from 7 exons.